CACUCACCAAAGAGACAAAACAGAAGCAAUCAACAUGGCUGCAAAAAUUAUAACCCUCACCCUCCUCUUCAUCCUAAUUACCUUAACCACAUCUGAACCCAUACCUCCUAAAGAUGGUCCCCAGCCAGUUGAUUCCCCGUGCAAGGGCAACAUAACCAUGCUCAGAGAGCGAUGCGAGAUGUUCGUUAAGCCCUACGGACCAGCGAAGCACCCAUCAGUCCUGUGCUGCAACGCCAUCGACGACUCCGACAUCCCGUGCAUAUGCAGGCAUUACAUCACUCCCAGGGUUGAGAAACUGAUCAGCAUGGAGAAGGUUGUGUAUGCCGCGGAGAAGUGUCAUCGAGCUUUCGCUCCUGGUGACAAAUGUGGAAGUUACACUGUUCCUGGAGCUUAGUCUUCAAUGGGAGGCAAGAAGAGAAAUUCGACGAUGCUGUUUUAUUAUAUCAAUAAAGAAAGUUGAUGAUUAUAGGGAACGGAAUAAAUGACAUGUACGCAUGAAAUCCUAACCGAAUAUAUGUUAGCCUGGGGAGUGAAAAUAAUAACAAUAAAUAAUAAUAAUGUUGUUGUUGCUGCUUGUUAUUACUGAAUACUGAAUUGUGUGA
Molecule: messenger RNA, 602 nt
Organism: Asparagus officinalis (garden asparagus)
Lineage: Eukaryota; Viridiplantae; Streptophyta; Magnoliopsida; Asparagales; Asparagaceae
Exons: 2
Coding region: 35-394 (119 amino acids)
Source: RefSeq, a predicted model, not a curated record